UGUGCCUACUACUGUUUUCAGUCAUUAUAUAUCUUAAUUUAUGUAUAAUGCAGCUUCAUAGUUAACUCAAGAUAAUUAUUUUAGCUUUUAGUUUGGUGCAUGUACAUUUUGAAAGAGUCACCAACCAAGAGUUGGGAAUUCCCCUAAUAUUUUUUGGGGGAUGCACCAAUGUGUGAAGCUGUGAACAACAUAUAGGCAGAUGUAAAAACAAGUACUCACCUCAUAAUAUUGUAAAACUCUGGGAAAGGGGAUACAAUCUUGAGAACCCAACAGAAAAAUGAGUAUCAGUUUUGAAGAAAUGUUGGCAGCUUUUGCUGAAGAUGAUACAAAUGAAUUUUGGGAAGCAGGAAGAUAUGAUCAAGCUAUCACUGGUUUGGAAAAUAGUUUAAGAACAGCACCUGCUAGAAGCAAGCCUGCGAUGCAAUUGAAACUGUCUCUUUGCUUGAGGGAAUGUGGAAAACCAGUAGAAGGCUCUAAUUUGUUUUCCAACACCCUGAAAAAUCUAAUUGAAUAUCCACCAACUGAAGAAUUAUGCUCGCCGAUAGCUGAAGCACUGUGUCCUAUUGGUGAGAAAUAUAUAAGCGUGGAUUCAGUUUGUAAAGCAGGAUGGAUCUUUCGUACAGCUGCAGAACUUUUUCAUCGAACCAAUGAUGAUGCAGCUGCUAUUGUUGGAAUUGUUAAGUGUCUCGCUAACAUAUCAUCAUCAAAUAUGAAUGCUUACAUGUAUGAUGCACAAAAAGAACAAUUCCUCCAUGACUGUGUUCGGUCUAUUCAUGAACUAAUCAAAUCAAAAGACUAUUUUGCUUUGUUUGACCAUGAACCAAGACGUUUAGCAAGUUUAUACCAUGACAUGGCACAUUCAUACAGCUUUAUUAAAAAAAACACUGAAGAGCAGCAUUACUAUAGGUCAGCUGUUGAAGCUUUAGAAAAGGUAUAUGGUAUACAAGCUUCACAUCUCUCCCAUUAUGGCAACCUAACUCACAACCUUGCUUCUAGCAUGAUGACCAAUGGCCAACUAAAAGAGGCUGAAGAGCUUUUAAGAAAAGCAUCAGAGAGACAAUUGGCAGCACAAGACUGGCCAUCUGAGGAACGAAAACAAAGCUGUUUGGAAAAGACAAGAACUUUGCGUGAAACUGUGGCUAAAAGAAUAAGUGACCUUAAAAAUAAAUGAAACUAAAACAGUUUUUAUAAUUAAUACUUGAAGCAUCAUUACAAUAAUAAAUUAACAAAGAAAAUCAAUAUUCUCUAUGAGAUUACUUCUAUUUUUAAUCUUUCUUUAUAUUACUUCUAUAUUUGACAUUUCUUCUAACUUUAAUACAAUUUUUUUAAUUACAUUCAGAGCAGAAAACAUAUAAAGAACUAAUAUACUACAAACAUAUUUAGUUUGUGUGCUAAAUGAACAACCCAUGCUUAUGGGUAAACAUAACUACAUUCAUACGUGUGUUUAAAAUUUACAUCUUGCACUUGUUAUAUUGUUGUAAAUAAAAAUAUUAAUUACACAAGAACAUAAUUUUUUACUGUAUAUGCACUUCAUUUUAUAUAUUUUGUACUGCAUAUAAGUUUAUUGACAUAAAAAAUGUUGUAUAUCUGAAGUUUUAAUGAUUUCGAUUUUUUUAACUACAGUAUUGCCUUUACCAAAAUACUUAAUGAGCUUAACCCAAUUUAUUUUGGGAGAUUGUCAAUUGAGUAUUAAAUAUGGUGGUAUGUGCAUAAAUACCUAAACAUUUGUUUUGGUAUGUAUAGUAUGUGUAUGAUAAAGUUAAAAAGAUUGACAAACUAAAUUCUUUAAGGAACAUGAAUGUAAUAACAAAAUAUUAUUAUGCUAAUCACAAUCAGUGUUGUUUAAAUUAUCACAUAAACGCAAAAUAUCAAUGCUUAUUGUGGCAACAACACAUGACUGAUGACUCCAAUUAAAAUAAAAUUGACCCAAUGCGGCAAAAUAACUA
This is a messenger RNA of Ciona intestinalis (vase tunicate), 1946 nucleotides long. Lineage: Eukaryota; Metazoa; Chordata; Ascidiacea; Phlebobranchia; Cionidae. The record is from RefSeq and is a predicted model, not a curated record.